CUGGUGAUGCGAUAAAUCGAUCCAGUUGGUUGGAUUCAUACUCAAUCAAUCUAUUGAUGAAGGUGUUGUGAUGGUAUAAGCUUUAAGCAUCAGAACUGAGACCAGCUAACAACGUCACGAUGAGAGUAGCACAUUGCAACGAUGACUUUUUCAACUGUUCAAAAUAUAAUUUCAGCCAAUUCAAUCAGAUUUGGGGCCACCGACCUUGGCCGGAAAUUGUUUGGAAAUCAACUUUGAUGUCUGCUAUCACUGUAAUUGGUUUGAUCAGCAAUGUGGCUGUCAUGAUUCUUGUACUGAAACGGCCACAGAUUCGACAAAGAUCACUUAAUCUAUUCAUAGUGAAUUUGGCCAUUGCUGAUUUUCUAACCGUAUUGUUCAUACCUGCUGUAUCACUGAUCGAAAACAUUUUUCAAAACUAUGAACUUGGACCUCUCACUUGUAAAUUCGAGAUUCUAAUUAAAGUGACUUGCAUCCUUGCCAGUAACUUCUCUAUAAUAGCCAUUUCGUUUAAACGUUUCAUCAACAUCAGUUGUAUUACAAAUCCAACCGACCAUUCAAGCCAACGUUCGUUAAUGCUUGUUGCGGCAAUUUGGAUGGUGUCUAUAUCGCUAGCCUAUCCACUGGCCCAAAUGCGUGUCUAUCAUGAACGCCAAUGGAAAGAUUACCUGGAAAAAUGGUGCGUUGAUCAGCCACUUCACGAUUCGGUUAGAUACUGGAUUUUCCUCAUGACUCCUCUCAUCUAUGUACCUCUUUUCAUUAUGGUGGUGGUCUAUUCGCUGAUGAUCUAUCGUAUCAAUCGAUUCAUUGGCAAAUUACUUCAACAUCAAACAGACAAAUCAACCGUUUUGAACAGUUUGGAAGCAAGUUCAUUUGCAUCUAGCCUGAAUCGAUUUGAUAACGAACAACCCGCACUUAUCGACGACGAAGAUGAAACAAAUACCAAUCCGACGCUUGAAGUGAACGUUGUGGAUUUAAAUCAAAAAAGUCGUCACCAAUAUGUUGAACGUAAAUUGACGGCAAACAAACAUAAAAUGGCCUUGAUCAAAACCAUGUUUAUUUAUUGUCUGAUCACUUUGUUCUGUUGGCUUCCGCUUCAGGUGCUUGUUUACUACCGGGCUUUUAGGCCCCCUAAAUCGCAACUGCCAGCCUGGUAUGACCCGAUCAAAUUUUUAAGUCUAGUCCUGUUCACUGCUAGCGCUGCUAUCAAUCCAUUUAUCAUGUUUGGCAAGACCUUUCUUCACUACAUUAAUCGCUAUCGAGUUCGCCGCCGUCAACAGCGUAUGCACGAUCGAAUCAAGAUGGACAUGUUACGUAUCGAAGCUCCAAUCUAUGAUAGUCCCAACAUGACCGAACAGCUUGUAUCCGAAGAGAAAAUGUCCAACAACAAGUUAUCUAGCAUGAGUCGAUCGCAAAGUUCUUUCGAAACUUACUCGAAUAGACGUAUUAGUCUGGAUCGUACGGAGAUUCUUGAAACACUAAAGCAUGGAAAACAAGCCGAUCAAUUGCUGGUGAUCAAACCGGCAACUCCAGCUACAACUACUACGCUCAGCAAUAGAACCGAAGAGCCUAUGGCUUGCGAGCCAAAUGCAAGUACAAAUAUCAUCAUCAAACAUAUGUUGCAAAAAUAUACGCCUCAAAUUUUUGAGCUUGAAAAAUUAUAAGAAUAACGGCAAAUAACUUAUCUAUCUAAGCGAAGAAAACAUCAGUGAUAAAUGUGCCAUCCACCCACUCAUUUUGUUAUGCAUAUAUUGAUUAUGUCACUAUC
This is a messenger RNA of Dermatophagoides pteronyssinus (European house dust mite), 1765 nucleotides long. Its product is annotated as 5-hydroxytryptamine receptor 1D-like. Gene Ontology annotation, biological process: G protein-coupled receptor signaling pathway. Lineage: Eukaryota; Metazoa; Arthropoda; Arachnida; Sarcoptiformes; Pyroglyphidae. Gene Ontology annotation, molecular function: G protein-coupled receptor activity. The record is from RefSeq and is a predicted model, not a curated record. Gene Ontology annotation, cellular component: plasma membrane.